AUGGAUUUUUAUCGCUCUAUACCGAUCGCGUUCAGUAUUAGCAGCCUCUCGGACCUCACUAAAAAGACCGAUCCCGAGGGAAACGUUACGGUGUCCAUCCUGGCAUUUCGACCGACCAUCGAUGAUAAGGGCAAGUACCUGUCCUGCCGGGCUGAGAUGGCCGUCAUUCCGGAUGCUGGCAAGGAGGACGGCUGGAAGUUGGACAUUUACCAUGUUCCGGUGGUGACCCUCGAGUAUGGGACCAACUACAACUACACUUCAUCCAUCCGGGAGGGAGCUGAUGUUUACUUCGAGUGUAACAUUAAAUCCAAUCCCUGGGUGUAUAAAGUGACCUGGAAGCAUCAGGGCAAGGAACUUUCGUCCAGCAUAGUGGAUGGAAUUAUCGUGUCCAACCAGAGUCUGGUGCUACAGAAUGUGAGCCGGGAGCGAGCUGGUCUCUAUACUUGCGUUGGAAGCAAUCGGGAGGGCGAUGGCGAGAGCAAUCCGGUACAUCUGGACAUUAAGUUUGCUCCGGUUUGCCGUCCGGGACUGGUCACGACCUACAACGUGGGCCGAUACGAGCAGGCCAAAAUCGUCUGCGAGCUGGAAGCCAAUCCCACGGAAGUGGCCUUCGUCUGGAAGCACAACACCUCGGUGGCGGAGAAUCUGGACUUCCCGGCAGCCCAAGUGACCAGUGAACAGGCCAAGAGCAUCCUGCGGUUUAAGCCGAUUAGCGAAAGUGACUAUGGAACUCUCCUGUGCUGGGGCACGAACGAAAUCGGGGCUCAAACGGAGCCUUGCGUUUUCAAUCUCAUACCAGCAGGUAAACCGGAUGCCCUAUCAAACUGCACCAUCCUAAACCAGACCUUCGACAUGCUCCAGAUCGAGUGUCUGGAGGGUUUCGAUGGCGGUUUGCAGCAAGAAUUCCUGGCCGAAAUGUACGUCAUCGGCAAUCGGCAACUGAUCGGCUCCAUCAAAACAAGAGCUCCCCUUUUCGACCUGAAAGGGCUAGAACCGGGCGUCGGUUACAACAUUUUCCUAUCGGCACGAAACUCCAAGGGCGCCAGCGAUCCGACCUACCUUCAGGCCUUCACUCUCAAGAACCCGGAAAAGCAAACCGAUCUUUCCCUGGUUUACGCACCGACGCUGCAUCAAAUCAAACCAUUUAUCGGAACCCUGCUAGGAGUGGUGGCCGCUAUCAUCUCCAUCGCUUCGAUCAUCGUGUGCAUAACCAGGCUGAGGGGCUCGGCCGGCCGGGAUCGAGAUUGUAGCAACAUGUCCACCAACGACGCUUCCGGCAUCAGUCAAUCACUGCCAACGGAUGGAGAGCUGAUGAGCCGGGAGCAGCAGUGCAACGGAAGCAUCGAUAGCAUCGAGAAGAAUCCGGACAUCAUUCCACAAGGGAAAUUACCCCACCUGUUGGAAGAAGAUGAGAAAGCGUUCGAGUGGCUGAGCAGUUCCGGUGCCGGUGGCCAUCCACGGCUGUACGCGACGGCUGCCCUGGCCGAACAGCAACAUGGAGGACUGGGUGUUGGGGGUGGAGGAACGGCUGCCACGGUCGGGUAUCCGGAUACGAGGACAUUUUACGCGACGCUUCGAGACGGAAGCUGCAUGCAACAGAACGUAUUCCCAUCGGCACUGGCGCCCGCUGGCGAUAAUCAAAACUACAUCCCGGUACACAGCGGCAUAAUUCCGACGCCGAUCAUCGGGGGAUACGGAUCCGACGGGCACAAGCACGACCUGACGUACGCGGAUUUGACGAGCUUGUCCGGGGGCCAUCAGAUGGGCCAGAAGCAGAUGUACGUGAGUGCCACCCUGGGCCGGCCAAGGCAGUCCGAUAUCAAAAGAAGUGAGCCGACGAUCUAUGCACAGAUUCCGGCUUUCCGGCUUUCCGGCUGGCUGAUGGCCGUCGUCCGUCUGAAAGAUGAAGGAAAGUCAACUUUGGCACCACGAACGUCCGCGCCGGUCGAUAACUAA
Uranotaenia lowii is the source of this 1956-nucleotide messenger RNA. RefSeq lists its product as uncharacterized. The coding region runs from base 1 to 1956 and encodes 651 amino acids. The record is from RefSeq and is a predicted model, not a curated record. The transcript has 12 exons. Lineage: Eukaryota; Metazoa; Arthropoda; Insecta; Diptera; Culicidae. Gene Ontology annotation, molecular function: protein binding.